GGCAGGCGGCCAUGCGUACGUAGCCCCAGAGCGUGCUCAGCUCCAGAGCGAGGUACCGUUUGUGCCCACUACAAAAGAGGAAUGCACCCCGGGACACUUUCGCUACCUCGAGAGGAAUGCCAUGCUCACUCCGCCCAGCAUUGAGAUCCAAAGUCGAGCUCCCUGCAAAGUACCGUUGUACACGCACUCGCACAUCGUCCGAUAGUUUUGCCAGCCAAUUGCGCGCACGUCCGAGAGCUCCAGUCCCCUGUACGGUACCAACGAAGCCACUUUAGCGUCUCCACAGCCAAAUAACAGCUGAAGGUAUGUCCUCAUGCGUCCCCCUCUCGGCCCAGUGGUAGCUUCCCGAAACCAUGCCGUGCCAACCCCCUCUCCUGCCCCCUCUUCUCCCACCCUUCUUUUACUUCCCCUCUUUGCCCGUCAUCUUCCAUCUUCUUCCCCUCUCCCCAUCCGUCUCUUCCUGUCCCAAUCUCUGGUAUCUCACACUCUCGACCUACCACAGCAACCCAACAUAGACAACAAGUCGAACGAUAUCCAAGUCCGGACAAGUCGUACCAUCUUGUCCUCAAAACCCCGCAGCCGCAGCUACAUCACAUCCAACCUCGCCACCCAACAUGACGGAACCAUUGUCCAAGGUCGACUCCGCGGUCCAGGGCCUGUCCUCGUCUCCCCCGAAAGCGGUUAAGGGCAACCGGAGACAGAGCUCAGUGGCCGCCAGCGGCGUCUUCAACAUCAAGGACCUCGAGGAGGAGGGAACGGAGAUCACGAUCGCCAAGGAAACCCAAAAGACAGGGUGGAAGAUCAACACGUCGCCAUCGACAGUGGAGGACAAGGAGCUACUGAAGAAGCUCCUCACCACGCCGCCAAUCAAGAAGAUUGACCUGCACUUCCCUCUCGGCCUCGAGGUCACUGCACGCAACCUCAAGGGCGUCACCAUCAAGGAUGCGCUAGACGCCAUCUACAAGUCAUACAAGAAGCGGGCCGACGACGAGCUCGACCAACCAUACCUGGCCGGCUUCGAGUGGGACAAGGAGGAGUCCUGGACACGGUUCAUCGUGCAUCUUUCCAAGGAUAGCACUGGGGAGCGAAACAUCGGCGGCGGCAAGAAGAAGAAGAAGAACGCCACUGAGGAGUAGAUGACAGUGCUACGCUCGGUAGUUGCCGUGACGCCGAAGUAGGGUGGAUUGACGACAACGCUUGGUGCCCCAACAGCAGCACAAAAACCGAGCUUCAUUCUAUGGCGCUGCCUCUCCCAUUCUUACCCUGGCCUUGGAGUUGGCAUGGACCAAUCCAAACCACCCAAAUCAGUUCAACAAUCAAACUAUUCCAGAGAUCAACUGUUCCAGGGAGAUGCACUUGCAAUGAAUCCCGUGCUUGACGAGACCGAUGCUUGAUUUUGUUGUUUUGGU
Molecule: messenger RNA, 1409 nt
Organism: Gaeumannomyces tritici R3-111a-1
Lineage: Eukaryota; Fungi; Ascomycota; Sordariomycetes; Magnaporthales; Magnaporthaceae
Exons: 5
Coding region: 615-1136 (173 amino acids)
Source: RefSeq, a predicted model, not a curated record